UCAAUUCUAAAGCUAUUUUUGUAUUGUCUAUAGAUUCAUAUAAAUCAAAAGUAAGCGAAUGUAAAAACAAACUUAUCAUAUAAUACAUAUAUCUCAUUAGAUAAGACAAUUAAGAUUUCGUAAAACAAAUGUAGAGAGGAAAACUGAGAACGGCAUCAUGAAAAGAGCAAUCGGGAAAUGUUGGCGUGAUUCCGCUUCAUUGAUAGUGAUCGCUAAAAGGAAUGUGGAUGUUUCGUCGAGUGGAAACGCAGGGGAUUGUAACUACGAUAUCUUGUUGCAGACUCGGACGCAUAGCGCUUCUUUCUCGAACAGUGUAGUGUUUCCGGGCGGUGUAUGUGAGGAGGCGGACGCGAGUGAUCAUUGGCUUCACCUCCUCAGCUCUUUCGGUUAUAAUCACAGAGAUUUCGAGACUUUACACAAAGCUAGUGCCCCAGUAACCCCCAUUCUAGCGAAUAACCCCGUCAAAAGACAUAUUGCUUUAAGAAUAACCGCAAUUAGAGAGACAUUUGAGGAGCUUGGCCUGCUUAUUUGCAGUUCCCGGCACAAAAACAACAAAAGUGAUUCAUGGUCUCAGUUUGUAUGUGGUGUUGAUGUUAAAUAUUGGCAGGCACGGUUAAACAAAGACCCCUUGGAUUUCUUGGUGCUUUGUAAAGAGCACAACUGCUACCCUGAUAUAUUUGGGUUGCAUUAUUGGAGUAAUUGGUUGUCUCCGACACAUUUGCCAAGAAGAUUUGAUACAGCAUUCUUUUUAGCUGCUUUAGAAAAUAAACCUUCAGAUAUUAAAGCCAAUUCGGAAGUAGUCAAGGUUGAGUGGUCCACUCCUCUCGACACACUAGAACGUAACAAGAACAGGCAAUUGAUACUUUACCCCCCUCAAGCCUAUGAAUUAAACCGUUUUUCAUAUUUCAAAGACAUUGAUAAGUUAAAAGAUUUUGCAAAAGAAAAGAGUUGCGAGGGUAAUGACCUUAUCUUCCCCACUGCCAUUCAAGCAGCUGAUGGAAUUGCACACCUUUUGCCAGGUGACUAUCUAUAUCCAUCAAAUGUAGAUCUUAACAUAGAGACAGUUAUAGAGGAAGCAAAGACCCUUGAAGAACUUAGAGAUACCAAUCAAACAUUGCAUCGAUUCGAAACCAGCAAGCGAGGAACCUUUGUGGUGACACAGAAUUACAAACCGAGCAAUCAUAUCAAUAUGGGUGAUCAAGUCAAGCCCUUGAAUGCCUCAAUACAUAUGAAAGUUUAG
Molecule: messenger RNA, 1240 nt
Organism: Danaus plexippus (monarch butterfly)
Lineage: Eukaryota; Metazoa; Arthropoda; Insecta; Lepidoptera; Nymphalidae
Product: acyl-coenzyme A diphosphatase NUDT19-like
Exons: 6
Coding region: 158-1240 (360 amino acids)
Cellular component (GO): mitochondrion
Molecular function (GO): hydrolase activity, acting on acid anhydrides, in phosphorus-containing anhydrides
Source: RefSeq, a predicted model, not a curated record